CUUUGGGUGCUGGCGCUCUUGGCUAGCUGGCUGCACUUGUGGCUUGCUGAUGUGAAGUUUCGGUCCGUGGGUGGGUGGGCAGGCUCCGUGGGACGCCUCCUGGACCAGCCCCCGUCUCGCCCGUCCAGAUCAGCUGACGCCUCAGAAACCCAAACCACAACUCCCCCCCCCCCCAUCCCCGCCGCCGCACUUGCUGGGGAGAAGCGGCGUCGAUGCGCCCAUUCGACGCGCGCCAGUGCGAAGGGAGGGGAAGGGGCGGCUGUGCAGACAAAGCCGCCGAGUGAGCGAGCCAGCCAAUUUCUGCCUGUCAUGUCGGACGACGCCGAAACCAAGGAGGCCCCCCCCGAACAAGGGCAGCAAGGAGAAGAGCAGCCCCAGGUGGAGCCGGAGAAGCAGGCGGAACCCGUGCAGCCGUCGGCGCCGCCCCCCCAGAGCCCCCCAGCUCCGAAAGCCCCGGAAUCGCCUGUGAUGGUGACGGUGACCAUCGAGGAGCAGACCGUGGAGGGACCGCAGGAGAACGGGGAUCCGGUGGGGAUCAGGGCCGGCUCAGCGGAGGAGCUGGGGACCACUCCGGCGGCCCCCACCAGCCCCCCCGCCCGCUCCAAAUCUGCCUCGCUGAACGACCUGAAGCCCCAGAACAGCAUCAACGGUGGUCCCAGGGCCGCCGUGCGGGGCAGCCUGUCAGGGUCCCAGGUCCAGUUGGCAGGAGCGACGGGGUCUCCGCGGGCCAGCCUGAGCCGGCAGCCCUCGGCCGCGGGCUCCGCAGGUGGCGAGGCCGAGAAGCCAAGAGACUACAUAUUCAUAGCGGCCCUCUCCUGUUUCUGUCCAAUCUGGCCUAUCAACAUCGUUGCCUUCGUGUACUCUGUCAUGUCCCGGAACAGCUUCCAGCAAGGGGACAUCGACGGGGCCCGGCGCCUGGGGAGGGUGGCGAAACUGCUGAGCGUCGUUGCCCUUGUCGGGGGUGUGCUCAUCAUUGUGGCUUCUUGUGCCAUCAACUUUGGAUUGUUCCAGUGAAGGUGGCAAUUGGCUGCCAACUUACCCCUGGCACCGAAAUUUCCAUCUUUGGAGCUGGGAGUCAGCAUCACUACACUACAUUCAUUCAUCCAUUCAUCCAUCCAUCUAUCCAUUUCACGUCUUCUUCCAUUCCUGAACCAUGCAAAACAGGAGCACAUGGACGGAGACGGUGGAGGGGAGAGAGAAAGGGAGGAAGGGAGGAAGAGAAACUGACAGGAGGAAGGGACAGAAGGGUGAAAUUGAGAGAAGCAGCCAUCUUGUUAUGCAGAGACACAUCCAGUCCUUGUAGGAACUCAGAUACCCAAUAAGAUAGAACGGAAAACACAUGGGAGGAAAACAAAACAAAACAA
Molecule: messenger RNA, 1364 nt
Organism: Sphaerodactylus townsendi
Lineage: Eukaryota; Metazoa; Chordata; Lepidosauria; Squamata; Sphaerodactylidae
Gene: PRRT2
Product: proline rich transmembrane protein 2
Exons: 4
Coding region: 310-1014 (234 amino acids)
Cellular component (GO): membrane
Source: RefSeq, a predicted model, not a curated record